AUGUCCGCAGACAAGUACUAUACCCUCGCCGAAGGAUGCCCCUUUGCAAGCAGUAGCACUGCUGUGCUUAUGCGAAACAGAGAUGGAGGCGGCCUCGGACUUCUCCAAGAUACCCAGCUCAUCGAGACAUUGGCGCAUUUCUCGCGGGAGAGGAUUCCGGAGCGCGUUGUUCAUGCCAAAGCUAUCGGCGCAUACGGAGAAUUCGAAGCCACCGCCGAUUGCUCUGACCUGACCUGUGCCAGCUUUCUCAGCGAAGUCGGCAAAAAAACCCCUGUUUUACUCCGUGUCUCUACUGUUGGUCCCGAAGCAGGCUCGGCUGAUACUUCUCGAGAUGUUCAUGGAUGGGGCAUGAAACUCUAUACCGAUGAAGGCAACCUUGACUGGGUUUUCAAUAACACCCCUGUUUUCUUUAUUCGCGACCCUAUCAAAUUCCCCUCCAUGAAUCGCUCUCACAAGAGACAUCCACGGACCCACCUUCCCGACGCGAAUAUGUUUUGGGACUUCCAUGUGGGCAAUCCUGAAGGAAUCCACCAGCUCUUGGUCCUUUUCAGUGACCGUGGGACUCCCCGAUCUGUCCGCUUUCUGAACUCCUACAGUGGUCACACAUAUAAGUUUACUCAAAAGGAUGGUUCUUUCAAGUAUAUCAAAAUUCACAUUAAAACCCGACAAGGAGUUAAGAACUUCACUCGAGAAGAAGCUACUAAAAUUGCUGGUGAAGACCCUGAUUAUAUGAUUCGUGACAUGUUUGAAGCUAUUGAAAGAAAAGAUUAUCCUUCUUGGGAUGUCUUUGUACAGGUUAUGGAUCCCUCAGAGGCUGAAAACUAUCGUUGGAAUAUCUUUGAUAUGACCAAAGUUUGGCCACAUGAAGACUUCCCGCUGAGAAAUAUUGGCAAGCUUACCCUAAACCAGAACCCUGGUAAUUAUUUCGCCGAUAUUGAACAGGCAGCAUUCUCCCCAUCUAAUAUGGUGCCUGGGUUUGCUGCUUCUGCCGAUCCAGUCCUUCAAGCACGACUGUUUGCUUAUCCAGAUGCGGCUCGUUACCGUCUUGGUGUCAACUACCAGCAACUUCCAACCAACGCAGCCAAGGCACCUGUUUAUUGCCCAUUUGAGAGAGAUGGUAAAAUGAGGUUCGAUGGAAACUAUGGUGGUGAUCCAAAUUAUGUGAAUUCUUCUCUUCAGCCAACAAGGUUCUAUCCCGAAGUCAAGGGAGUAAGUCAAAACUCGCUGAGCUUACACACUGAGCAUGAGAAGUGGGUUGGUGAGGUCACCACCUACACCAGUCACAUGAAGAAAGAUGAUUUUGUUCAGCCUGCUGCUUUGUGGGAAGUCAUUGGCCGUGAACCUGGACACCAGGAGCGAACUAUCGAGAACAUCGCCCAGAGUGUUAAAGAGGUCAAAUCACCCAAGUUACGAGAUGAAGUAUAUGAUUUGUUUGGUCGAGUCAGCCUGGACCUUGGAACUAGAGUCAAGCGCACGACUGAGGCUUUUAUCAAAAAAUGA
Molecule: messenger RNA, 1500 nt
Organism: Penicillium cosmopolitanum
Lineage: Eukaryota; Fungi; Ascomycota; Eurotiomycetes; Eurotiales; Aspergillaceae
Product: catalase
Exons: 11
Coding region: 1-1500 (499 amino acids)
Biological process (GO): response to hydrogen peroxide; hydrogen peroxide catabolic process
Cellular component (GO): mitochondrion; peroxisome; cytoplasm
Molecular function (GO): heme binding; catalase activity
Source: RefSeq, a predicted model, not a curated record